UUUAAGAGUAGAUUUUAUUGUCAAUUCUGAUCUACUUGUACAAUAAAAUGCAACUAUUAAAAUAAGCCUAAAUUGAUUAAAACUAUAAAAUCAAAAUAAAUUAAAACUAAUACCUAAAAAUACUUAUCAAAACUUGCCGCCCUUGGUAGGGUGCCCAUCACGCAGGCAGCAUUUCCGUGUUGAAUUGCGAUUGAAAUUCUUUGCGCGAGAAAGCUGAGUUUUAAUUUCUCUUUUGUUUUGUCAUAUUAUGUAUAAAUAAUUGUUGUAUGCCGGCCAUUCCUGGCAGAAAUGGCGAAUACAUUUGAAUGUAUGUGUUCAGCACAUAUAAUUAUAAUAAAAAUAAUUUCCAGGCAUGCGUCAUUGGCAGCCUAAACUGGGUCUCCUUCUCCAAUGGCUUCGUGUAUGGUCAAGUGGGUAGCCUCAUCAAUUCACUGCAGAAGAAGGAAGAAUGCGUCGAGCUGGGGGAAGGACAAAUAUCACUCAUAGCCUCCACAAUAACCAUGAUGAAUCUCGUCGGCACUGGACUAUCCGCGAUUAUAACAGACAAGUUUGGCAGAAGAUGGCCUUAUAUUAUAUUCUCUCUACCACUAAUCAUUAACUGGAUAGUAUUGUACAAUGCCAGAGAAAUGUACCAUUUCAUGAUAUCUAGAAUAAUAGCUGGUAUAUCUGUAGGGGGAUUGGUGACCUUGAAUAUAUUUGUCACAUCAGAAUAUACUUCUCCAAAAACCAGAGCAUUCUACCUUAAUAUGGUGACAACUUUAACCCCAGCUUUAGGCACAGGUUUGGGCCACGCUAUCGGAUUAGCUAUACAUUGGAGGACGUCAGCAGUUGUAGGAAUAAUUCCCUCUGCUUUAGGAGUACUCCUUCCUUAUUUCUGGUCAGAAAGCCCGCAUUGGUUAGCUUCUAAAGGAAGAUUUGAUGAGUGUCAGACAACUUUUAGACAAUUACACGGUAAGACGCCAAAUUCGGAGAGGGAAUUGGCGCUUUUAAUCAAAAUGGAGAGGAGUAAACUAGAAAUGGCGGACAAAACUAAUUGUAAGCCGACUUUAAAACGUUUGAUUGUUGUUUUUAAACGGAAGUAUUUUUGGGAUUUAUUCGUUUUGAGUAUAUUUAUACACGCAUAUUUGACUGCGGCUGGGAAGUUGAUAUUCAGUUUGCUAGCAACGGUCAUAUUGGAACAAAUUACGGGUACUUCUAACGUUUUUAUGUACACUCUAUUUGUCGAUGGUUUCAUAGUGAUCGGGUCGUGUUUGUCUUGUUUGUUUAUAAGGAAAACCUCUAUGCGCACUCUGUUGUUUUCUACAGGGUUCACAGCUAAUGUUAUACUGGUUAUGUUUAGUUUAUUUUACUAUUUCCGAAACGGUCAAAGUUAUUUUGACUGGAUAAACGUCAGUUUAUUGGCGUUAUAUUUUAUAGCAAUCAACGCUGGACCGUACCCUCUAUUAGAGGCGAUGUACAGUGAAAUGUUUCCUCUAGAACUUAAAGUGUAUAUUUUUACAUUAUCCGCCAUAAUACUCAUAGCUGCUUUAAGUUUGUCCAUAUUUCUGUUACCCUAUAUUGUAAGCGCCAUAGGAUAUCAAGGUUUGUUUAUAAUGAACGCAGCUAUUAUGUCCGUCAGUCUUGUAUACAUUUGGUGGAGAUUACCAGAGACAAAAGGUAAAACUUUACAAGAAAUCGAGGUCUAUUUUAAAACUAAUAAUUUUAAUGUAGAAGCUGUAUUGACUAGUAGCGAUCAAGCAAAAGCUUUGAUAUGAAGGAGUUCAAGACUAUUGUGUUAUAUUUUUUUGUAUUCAAACACUGUGGUACAGAAUAGGUACGUUGUCUGAAGUUAAAAGAAACGUAGUGAAGUGACAUGUAGUUAAGACAGUUAAAAAGUGGAAAGCUAUAAGAACUGGUAUCCAGGGCUAUGAAAAUUAAAAAAAAACAUACUUAAGGGGUAAUUUCAACAGCGCAGACCAAUGCUAGAUAGAGAAAAUUUUCGGUUGAGUUGCGUAACAUAAACGGAUUUACUAAACCAUUUGAAGAAAAAUCUUUAUUUUAACUAAUAUUAAUAAACUAGAAUUAAUAUAUAAGAGUAAUGAGUAUAUAAGGGGAAGUCUGAAGGUGGCGCCAGUGACAGAAAAAUUGAGGAGUAGAAGGUUAGCUUGGUAUGGACAUGUAAUGCGUAGAGAGGAAAGUCAUAUUACAAGAAAAAUGUUGAAUGUGCAAGUGGAAGGUCAUAAGAGGAGAGGAAGGCCAAAGAAGAGAUGGUUGGAUCGUGUGAAAGAGGACAUGUGUGUAAAAGGAGUGGAUGAUGAGUUGACGAGUAAUAGAGACGAAUGGAAAAGAUUGACAUAUUUUUCCGACCCCACUUAAGUGGGAUAAGGGUAAGGAGAUGAUGAUGAUGAUGCAUAAACUAGAAUUAAUAAACUAAUAUUAUAAAGGGGUAGGUAAAAAAUGAUUAUUUGGUUGUGUGUUUCGAUUUAACUCGAAAAUACUCGAUUUUUUUUUUUUGCGUUUAGAGGUAUGUUCAGGCAUACACUAUAGCAAAUAAAACUUCUAACUUAGGCUGUUAGAAUGUUUAAUGUUGCUUGUUAGCGAAUAAUGAACGCCUGUUUAAUUAUUACAGCAAGACAUUCGAUAUACAACGUUGGUGUUAUUUUUCUGACGGCUGAGGGCCGCAGUAUUAGACUAUAUAUUUGUAUCCCCGUUUAUUCACGGAAUAGGGAUGGCUGAAACCAUCUGUUUAUAAUUAUAACCUUUAAAUUGAAAUUUUGGGGCACUUUUUUUAUUCUUUACAAGUUAGCCCUUGACUACAAUCUCAACUGAUGAUAAGUGAUGAUGCAAUCUAAGAUGGCAGCGAACUAACUUGUUAGGAUGAAGAUGAAAAUCCACACCCCUUUCGGUUUCUACACGACAUCGUACUGGAACGCUAAAUCGCUUGGCGGUACGUCUUUGCCGGUAGGGUGGUAACUAGCCACGGCCAAAACCUCCCCAAUUAUGUUACUUUAAAGUCAUCAGUUAACACAUUUAGAGACACUUUAUCAAACUCUACCUGACGCCGCGCGGUUUUAUUCGCGUGGUUCCCGUUCCCGUAGGAAAACGGGGAUAAUAUAUAAUCUAUAGCCUUUCUCGAUAAAUGGGCUAUCUAACACUGAAAGAAUUUUUCAAAUCGGACCAGUAGUUCCUGAGAUUAGCGCGCUCAAUCAAACAUACAAACUCUUCAGCUUUAUAUAUUAGUAUAGAUAGAGACGGUUGUCCUUGUACCUUUCAUACGUUGUAAUUCUGGUGACCAACGCCGCUUGCCUGACCCGACGAAUAUCUGUCUUCUUUUUAUUUUAAAUUGUGUAUUAUUAAAUAAAUAAAAUAAAUGAAACAAAAAUUGUAAAUAGUUAAAUAAAUACAUUAGGUAUAGUUAUUAUCUUUACUAACUUUUAUUAUAAAUAUAUUUUGUAUGUUGCUAAAUAAUAAAGUUUAUUAUUUAAAGAUUUAGAGCUUGUUUUUUU
Bicyclus anynana (squinting bush brown) is the source of this 3485-nucleotide messenger RNA. RefSeq lists its product as uncharacterized. Gene Ontology annotation, biological process: transmembrane transport. Lineage: Eukaryota; Metazoa; Arthropoda; Insecta; Lepidoptera; Nymphalidae. Gene Ontology annotation, cellular component: membrane. Gene Ontology annotation, molecular function: transmembrane transporter activity. The transcript has 2 exons. The record is from RefSeq and is a predicted model, not a curated record. The coding region runs from base 306 to 1754 and encodes 482 amino acids.